Messenger RNA from Anneissia japonica, 3910 nucleotides. Its product is annotated as protein lap1-like. The transcript is spliced from 2 exons. Gene Ontology annotation, molecular function: protein binding. NCBI's taxonomy places the organism in Eukaryota, Metazoa, Echinodermata, Crinoidea, Comatulida, Comatulidae. The record is from RefSeq and is a predicted model, not a curated record. Bases 157 to 867 code for a protein of 236 amino acids.
GGUGGCGGUAAUCAAGCGAAAUUGGUAGACAACACCAAGGGCCUAGGAUCUGAAAUUCAAUAAGCAGGUUUGACUGCCUUUUUCGCCUUUUUGUUUUCUUAAUCGUUUGUUGCUACUAAAAAGAGUUAUUAGUAUCUCCUGGAUAUUUCAAACAAAAUGAUGGAUUACAAAGUAACAAAAAUCUUAGAUGACAAGGGUGAUAUGAGAGACUGUAUAGAAUUGGUCCGUAAAAAGGCUGAUGUUGUUCCGGCAAAGAUGAAAACUAAAACUGGUAUUUUUGGGUUGCGUCUCCAAGGCAAUGAGCUCACUGAGCUACCUGACUGGCUGGAAAAGUUUAAAAAUGUUCAAGAAUUGAAUUUAUCGGAAAACAAGUUUGAAAAGUUUCCGCUUGUCAUUGGUGAUAUGGAUGCCAUAAAGAUCCUUAAGAUGUCAAGCAACAGUCUUUCAUCGCUCCCCCGAGAUCUCAUUUACCUCCGGAAGUUAGAAGAGCUUUACCUUGAUUAUAAUGACUUUGAAGAAAUCCCUGAAAUUAUUUUUGACACAAAUAUAAAGGAGCUAUACAUCCGGAAUAAUAAGAUUCGUCAUAUUCCUGCAGGAAUCUCAAAAAUGAAAUCUCUUGAGGUACUAGUCGUGGAUAAUAAUCAGUUAGAGGAAUUUCCUGAAGCAUUAGCAGAGAUGCCAAACCUCAGAGAAGUAUUCAUAAAGAAGAAUCAGAUUGAAAAGUUACCUAAGGGCCUUCUUGCAAAAAUGAGCAAGCUAGAGGUUCUGGAGCUUGAUGAGAAUCCUCUGGAAUCACCUCCUCACGAGAUUGUGAUGAAUGGCAUAAAAGCAAUGGUGAAAUAUGAAAAGGAGCAGGAGAAUGAAUAAUCCUGCUUUUGUGAAUAGGUUUUCUAAAUUACAGUGUGUAUGGAGGUCAUACAAUUAAUUAAUAGAAUUUUAAAAGGUUGUUGAAACUAUGUGUAGCUUUGUAUACGUUAGCAAUCCAUUUGAAUCAGCUGUGUAUUCAAUAUGCUUCAUCAUGUAUUAUUGCUCAUAUAUUUGACAAGUUAAUAACUGUUGCUACUGUACUCCUACUACCUUAUUUAGUCCUGCUACUAUUAUGACCACACAUUAUUGGUAGUACCUGUAGUACAUUGACCACUACCGGUAUGUCUAUCUAUGGUAGUACCAUGACUGCACUAUGUAUAUUAUUGGUAGUACCUAUCACUGUAGUACCAUGACCACAAUAUCUAUUUAUUAUUGGUAGUACCAUGACCACUGUAUUUAUUUAUUAUUGGUAGUACCAUGACCACUACCUAUUUACAGGUAGUACCAUGACCAAUCCAUCUAAUAUUGGUAGUACCUUCACCACUAUGUCUACUGGCAGUACCAUGACCACUAUACUUAUUUUUUUUGUAGUACCAUGACCACUAAAUCUACUUAUCACUGUAGUACCAUGACCUCUAUAUCUGUUUAUUAUUGGUAGUACCAUGGAGGAAUACCAUGACCACUAAGUUUACCUAUCACUGGUAGUACCAUGACCACUAAAGUCUACCUCUCACUGUAGUACCAUGACCUCUCUGUUAUUGGUAGUACCAUGGCCACUAGGACUACCUAUUAGUUGGUAGUACUGUACCAAGACACUGCAACAUCAGAUGUACAAUAAUUAUAAAUUAUACUUAAUAACAUAAUUAAUAUAAAUAGUACAGUUUGACCUUAGACCUACUAACUUAAGUGACUGACCUUUCAUACAUAGAAUUUGGCUAUAGUAAUUUUGCACAUAAUUAUUAAUUAUAUCAACUGACUAUUUGCUAUUGUGUAUACCUAUUUUUUAAUAAAAUUUAUUGUGCCACAUUGUUCAAAAUUAAUCAAAAAGAUAGGUAUUACAACCUCAUUACUUUUAUGGAGAAGAGAGAGAUAAAUAAUACAUGCUGUACCUGGCAUUUCUUAGUGGUCAUUGAUCGAUAUGUAAUUAGUUGAAGUCACACUGUACAAAAGUUCUUUUAAGAUGUUAAUUAACAUUUUAGACUGACUGUACAGUAUUUCAUGAGGCUUAACAAUCAGAGUAAUAUAAGAUAGUAUAAUACAUACUCCAAGUAUUGAAAUGCACGCAAUCAUGUUGGGAUUCAAUAUUUCGACAUUAUGUCAUCAUUUUGGAAUAUAACAAUCGCAAAACACAAACUUAAUAUUUUCACCUAGUACCUUCCUAAUUAAAACACACCAAAUAUUUUCUGUUCUUUUUCAUCUUUUUGUAAGGUGUGUCAGUACAUUGUGUGGCACCUGAAAGACCCCAGCCAACGCUCUUGUAAUGAUAUGCUUCAUUGGUUUUCUAAAGACACAGUAGGCGUUUACAAAUCUCUUGGUUCACCUUUUGUGUUACAAUAUAAUAAACCUAGUGAUUUAUUUUUAAAAUGAUUAUGUUAGAUUAUAUUUACUUUACAACAUAUAAUUCUAAGAGUCUAUACCAUAUAUUAUAUAUCUCGGACAUUUGUAUUUAACUGCCUUUAAAAUAACAUACAGAAAACAUCAUUCCCUUAUUUAAUAAGGAUGAUUUACUUAGGAAACCUUAUGAUAAAUUGUAACCAACAGAUGUAAAGGUGUGUAAGAAAUGUUGCACUUUUUAAUAAAUUGUCAGGUAAUUAGCUUACUAUAAUGGGAGAUUUGUCUGCUAUAGGAGUGGUUUAAUGUAUAAGAAAUAAAUUUUUAAAUAAUUAGUAUUUCUUCACUGCCAACUGGUACAGUAAUUUUACUACAGUUUGAUGUCAGUAAUCAUAUGCGUUUGCUCACAGUAAUCACAAUAAUUACAUCUCAUGAGUUGCUCAUAAUAAUCAUGACUUGCGUGAAUGCACAUGAUUUUGUGAAACAAUUUUUUUAUUGACACAAAAUAUUGUUGACAAAAUUAAUUUUUAGAAUUUACAUAUUUUUGCUUGUGCGCUGUUUAAAAGCUGUUUUUUAAAUACACUUCUCAUAUUUCCCAUUUUUGUUUGCCAUAGUUAACUGUAGAUUUAGAUAAUUUAUAGUUUAGUUCUACUUGUCCAUUAUUAUUAUUUUUACAUUUUAUGUAUAUUAGGUACAUAUAAUUUAUAUCAGAUAUUUCAUACAAAUAGUACUGUAGCUGUAUUUGUUUUUGCAGUAAUAUUAUUUCAAUUUAAAUACUGUAUGUAUUGACAAUAUGGUUUUAAAAACAUUCUUGAAAGGGAACCCUUAGUUCGAAGGGAAAAGUCAUGGAAUUCGCUACUGAAUAUCAUGAGAUACUGUAGAUGUAUAGUAGUAAAUACUGAAAACAAAUACCUUGAUUAAUUCAUUGUUCAUGAUGUUUAUGAGAAUUCUAUUUUUAAACUUAUAAAUAAAUUAUAUUGUAAUACUUAAAAUUAUACAAAAAAUAUAUUUACAAAUAUAUGAUUAUUGAUUUAAUUCCUGGUAUAUUACUCUUAUUAUAGGAAAGAAAUAUAAUUGUUUUGAAGAAUUAUCUUUCAUUAAUGCUUAGACAAUAUGCUUGUCCCAGAUUAAUGGGCAUACUGUAAUGAAAAAAAUGUACUUUUAAAUUUCUUCACUUUUACAUAGUUUAUUUAUCAAUUUAUAUUAAUGAAACCUUGUUAUUACCAGUGUUAUAAAAAAUAAGCAUAUAUAGUGUGUGUUAAUAUAUCCAACUCAUUGAUCAUAUGUCUUUAAUGCAUAUGCUUAUCAUGCAUAAUAUUUAUUACUGCAAACACCUUAAAUCAUAUUGGACUUUGUCUUUGGUAAGCAUUGCUCAAUUUUAAACUGAUUUUGUAAAGAGAAUACUAAUUUGAAACAUGGAGACAAUUAUUCCCCAUCAUUGAAAUAUUGAUAUUUUGCUUUUGUUAGAGUCUAUCGAGUGUUUUAAACCUUGUUUCAAUGUCAUUCAUGUGAAAUAAUUGUUGGUUUAAUAAAAUGUCUUGUGGGAAGAAUG